Suillus clintonianus is the source of this 1065-nucleotide messenger RNA. RefSeq lists its product as uncharacterized. The record is from RefSeq and is a predicted model, not a curated record. Lineage: Eukaryota; Fungi; Basidiomycota; Agaricomycetes; Boletales; Suillaceae. The coding region runs from base 226 to 909 and encodes 227 amino acids. The transcript has 3 exons.
CUUAAAACCGUGACCUUCUUCGCUUCCAUCAAUAGCCCCCCUCAAAUUACUUGAAUGCCGGGAGCACGAAUCCUAUGCGCACAUGACGCAUGAUCAUCAUGACUGCACCCUGACGGCCAUCUUUGCACUUAAAUGCUGUGUUCUCGGGCCCAUAUAAACAUCCUCUCCCAAGGACUACUCCACGAUCUUCGCGAUACGACCUUGUAACACUAACGACCGUCAACGAUGCGUGCCUCUACAAUCUUCCUCGUCGUCUUAUCAGGAGCUGCUAGCCUUGUCUCAUCUCGUCCAAGCGCUUCUUAUCUCACUCAGUCUUUCCGGGCGCUUUCGGGUGCGUCGUACAAAAGACAAUCCAGCGUUCCUUCACAAUGCACCUCAACCUGCGACCCUGUCAACAACGAAGUGAAUGCUGGAUGUCCCAUAUCCGCAUGCUGCACCCAGUCAUUUGAAACAAGCUACUACGACUGCCUCUUGUGCGUUGGCACUGCGGUGAACGCUACGGAUUAUACACAGGCACAGACCGAUCUAGACCAACUCUACGUUUCAUGCUACGAUUACGGCUAUUCACUCCAAGAGUACACUUUCCCUGGUCAAAACCCGUCCCGCACUCUCUCAACUUCUGCCCUUGUCGGUUCUUCAUCCCUUGUCGGUUCUUCAUCCAUUGUUGGUUCUUCAUCCCUUGUUGGUACUCCAACUGCUACUACGACCAUCUCGAAGUCUACUGUACUGCCUUCAGGCACUUUAUCUACCCCCUCUGGCACAUCCGCCUCCUCUGGCACGUCGGCAUCAACCAAUGGCACAGCGACUUCGUCUUCGUCCACGCCUACAAGCGCUACGCUUGGGCUAGGCCCAGGAGGAAACGGAGUCUGGGCUUUGGUUGCUGCUGCUAUAGGAUUAAUCGUACUCUAGAUAAGCGGAAUGCUUGACUGUGAAAACUACUGUAUAAUUUUUCUUGAACUUUCUUUUGAUCAGCGCUUCUCGAAUGUUGAUAAUUGUGGAUUUCUACGGGUGGUAGAUAUACAAUGUACAAACUCUACGAGCUGAUUUCUGUGCCCCGUGACUCAU